Meyerozyma guilliermondii ATCC 6260 is the source of this 1662-nucleotide messenger RNA. RefSeq lists its product as uncharacterized. Gene Ontology annotation, biological process: ubiquitin-dependent protein catabolic process. Gene Ontology annotation, cellular component: cytoplasm. The transcript has a single exon. NCBI's taxonomy places the organism in Eukaryota, Fungi, Ascomycota, Pichiomycetes, Serinales, Debaryomycetaceae. The record is from RefSeq and is a predicted model, not a curated record. Gene Ontology annotation, molecular function: ubiquitin protein ligase activity. Bases 1 to 1662 code for a protein of 553 amino acids.
AUGUGGCUCUCCAGGAUGCUCUUGCUUGCUGUGUGUGGUAUCUUGGUAUUUGGAGUGAUGCUGGUGGUACAACGGCAGGGCCAAAUCGGUCUUGAAGGAGCACUUUUCUUAACCAAAAAUCUGAUUCGGGAGCUAAAAAACCAGCUUUUUCUGAAACAAGACCAUAGUGGACCACCAACAAACCUUGAAAGCACCGCUUUACCUCGCGAAUAUGACCAUUUCGGCAUGGAAUAUCCGUUUUCUAACAUGAUGAACCUGAUAUUUCCCAUCGAUUCGAGAAUUCAGUACAAUGUAAGUAACGAAACCCACGAGUUUCCAGCACGGUACGCCUCAUUUAGCCCUAUAGUCAACUAUAACAUCGAUAGCGGGUUUGGAAUUUUGGACGAUACAGCUUGUUCGCCGCUAAACGCUCUGGAUUUCUCUCAUCUCCAGGAAAAAAUCAUAGUGGUGAUGCGGGGCAAUUGUACGUUUGUGCAAAAGAUAUCCAACUUGCUUGAGUUGGGUUUAGACCCACAGGCCAUACUUGUUGCAAACAAUGUUCGGAACCAUGGAUUGGUCACCAUGUACUCUACCGAUUUCAACCAAGACGGGACACUCCGAACUCCGGUUCUUUUCAUUUCUUUCGAGGGCUACGAGCAGCUCGAUGCUAUUUCUGGUAGCGAUGUUGACUUGCGAAUUGCAGCGGCAGCUUUGGGCGGGUGGAUCAAUUUGGUCAUUUCGGUGAUGCUUUCGCCGCCUCUUGUAAUUCUCAUCAUAUACGGAGUCAUCAGAUGUGGGCAGAUUAUUAAGAGAAAACACCAUAGUCGCGAGAACGAGCAGUUGGUCCGCAAUCUCAAGGUCUACAUCUACAACCGCAGCCACCUCAUACCCGCCAGUGAUUUCUACGACUACAUCCGUGUGACUAAUCAAACCCACGAAUUGGAACAAGCACAAGCAGCGGAGCAAAAUACCAGCAGUGCUACGUUGAGCAGUGCUGAACUGUCUCCACCAGCUACUCCAGCCUCAGAACUUCCUGCAAUGGUGCGCGGACUCAAUAUUCUUGUUCCUCCUGAUGAUUAUUUCAACGCUACAAAAUGCUCUAUUUGCCUUGAAAAAUUCCACCCGCUUCGCUCUCGAGUGUUGCUUCUCAAUUGCAAGCACUUUUAUCAUGAACAAUGCUUGUCAAACUGGCUCAUCAACUUCAAGCGGUCCUGUCCCUUGUGCAACAAUUCACUCAAACUGAGCUACCUUUUGAGCCAGCCACAGCCCAGCUAUGGUGCUCUCGAAGAGUCUGUUGGAGUGAACUCUGGGGGAAGUAGCCAUUAUCAAGCGGAAGAAAGAUCUAGCUCAGGAACUCCGGCACACGAUUCUGGUCACACAUCAAACUCUGCCAUGCUUACUGAACAAGACACACAGCCAGCCAGAAGCGACGAAAGUGUCGUAGAUGAGUCCUUGGGUGAAGUUGAAGUAGAGCCAACUGUUCCCGCAAAGGCACCAUCUCUUCCACCAGGGUCCACAGCAUCAUUUACCACAGCCAAAACCCAACUUGAAAAUCCCACUGGACCUCCACCGAGCCUGCGUCCGAAAGUAUUCUCACGUCCAUCACAAUUGCUCCGAUUCACAACGCUGAAUCAUGACUCCAAGGAGUUGAGUGGGAGCAUUGAUUCCGGUGAACUUGAGUAG